AUGGGUGUACCAGCAUUCUUCCGUUGGCUUACGAGAAAGUACCCCUCCAUUAUCGUCAACGCCAAUGAAGAGCGUCAGAGGAAUGCUGACGGCACUCGAAUCCCAAUAGAUUCCACUAAACCGAAUCCUAACUUCCAGGAAUUCGACAACCUGUACCUUGACAUGAAUGGUAUCAUCCACCCUUGUACCCAUCCAGAAGAUAGACCAGCUCCUGCUAAUGAAGACGAGAUGUUUGCACUAAUCUUCGAGUACAUAGAUCGGAUUUUUUCGAUAGUCCGACCACGAAAGCUGCUUUAUAUGGCAAUUGACGGUGUCGCUCCACGAGCAAAGAUGAACCAACAGCGUAGUCGACGUUUCCGUGCUUCAAAGGAAGCUUGGGAGAAGGCAGCAUCGAUUGAAGAGCAACGACGACGUUUAGAAGAAGAAGGCAUUGCUCUCCCUCCCAAAAAAGAAGAGGAAAAUCAUUUUGACAGUAAUUGUAUUACUCCGGGAACUCCUUUCAUGGCGCGGUUAGCCGAAGCCCUCCGUUACUAUAUCCAUGAACGAAUUACUACUGAUCCAGCCUGGUCAAAGAUUGAGGUGAUACUUUCCGACGCUAACGCACCCGGAGAAGGAGAGCACAAGAUCAUGGACUUUAUUCGUAGGCAGCGUUCAAAUCCAGCUCAUAAUCCAGACACAGUUCAUUGUCUUUGUGGUGCUGAUGCAGAUCUUAUCAUGCUUGGGUUAGCUACCCACGAAGCUAAUUUCAACAUUAUACGGUUAGAGAGAGGAGUUUAUCCCCAAUCAGCAGCGCCCAUGCGAACUUUGUGGGCAAUACGGACACGAGUUGAAGCAGUGCAGAGG
Molecule: messenger RNA, 843 nt
Organism: Strongylus vulgaris
Lineage: Eukaryota; Metazoa; Nematoda; Chromadorea; Rhabditida; Strongylidae
Source: the annotation of a GenBank genome assembly